Molecule: messenger RNA, 2554 nt
Organism: Prinia subflava (tawny-flanked prinia)
Lineage: Eukaryota; Metazoa; Chordata; Aves; Passeriformes; Cisticolidae
Gene: ANKRD54
Product: ankyrin repeat domain 54
Exons: 8
Coding region: 33-869 (278 amino acids)
Molecular function (GO): protein binding
Source: RefSeq, a predicted model, not a curated record
GCCCCGCCCAUCCCGGCCCAGGCCGCGACGGGAUGGAGGGCGGCGGUGGGGCUGAUGGGCUGCCCGGCGCAGGGCCGGAACCGGGACCGGAGUCAGAGCCGGAGCCGGGACUGGGGCCAGAGUCGGAGCCACAGCCGCGCAUUGCGCUGCCGCCACUGGGAUUGGGCGCACCCCUCGGUUACCUGCAUGUCCUGUGGCAGCGGGAGGAACCCGCGGGCAAGAUCCCGGCGCGCCGCCUGCGCAGGGCCGCCCGCCUCCACCGCCGGCUGGGGCCGACGGGCAAGGAGGCCCACGCUGUGAAAAGGCUGCGUGAAGCUGCCAAUAGCAAUGAUCUGGACACAGUGCAGCAGCUCUUGGAGGAUGGAACUGACCCCUGUGCUGCGGACGACAAAGGCCGGACAGCCCUGCACUUUGCUUCCUGCAAUGGCAACGAUCGCAUUGUCCAACUGCUUCUGGAUCAUGGGGCUGACCCAAACCAAAGAGAUGGGCUGGGCAAUACUCCCUUACACUUGGCUGCCUGCACGAACCACGUUCCUGUCAUCACCACGCUGCUGCGCGGAGGGGCCAGAGUUGAUGCCUUGGAUCGAGCUGGCAGAACCCCACUGCACCUCGCUAAAUCAAAGCUGAAUAUCCUGCAGGAAGGAUUCUCCCACAGCCUGGAGGCUGUACGCCUUGAAGUGAAACAGAUUAUCCAGAUGUUGCGGGAAUACCUGGACCGUCUGGGGAGGCAUGAGCAAAAGGAACAACUGGAUGACCUCUGCUCCAGGCUACAGAUGACUAGCACAAAGGAGCAGGUGGAUGAGGUUACAGACCUCCUGGCCAGCUUCACAUCACUCAGCCUGCAGAUGCAGAAGAUGGACAACAGGUAAUGAGCUGCCAAAUCAUCAUGCUAAAGAAGCAGGAGAAGCCUUAGAGAGAAGAAAAGGAAGCUGAAGUUUGCUUCCCAGAUCACUGACUAAGCAUUGCUGCCAGCGGCCAUUCCUGCCAGACUGAUUCUCCAGUGGUGUUCAGACUGUUUCUGUUGGUGCUGCCACAGCUGCCCCAUGGGGAGGCAGCAGGCUUUGCACAGCAAAGGCAACAGACAAGAAUGCUGCAGCUGUGACUUUAGGGUAAAAGAGCUGCUUCACCUUUUACCAGAUGGGCUGAUGAUGAAUAGGGUACCCUUUCCAGAGAUAUCUUGCCUUCUGAGUACAUCAGCUCGAUGUAGGCAGUGACCAAUGCCAUGUGCAGUUACCAGCCCUGACUAGUGCACUCAGCAACUGGCCAGCAUCAUGGAAAUGCUUGGAACAGGCACCUUUUGCCGCCUUCAUACUGCUCAAUUGCAUGAGGGAGGAAGUUAAUGCAUUGAACAGCAGAAGGCUUUGUGCUAUGAGAAGAACACACAUUUAAUUCUGCAUUUAAUUUUUGCACGCUAGAAGCCGAGCAAACAUUCUGCCUUAAGAAACAUGCAUUGAUGAGGCUUAAUCCUCACCUUCCCCAGAGCCUGCUGUCAGAGGGCAGAGAAUGUGUCUGGUUACAAGUGGGAUACAAAGUUUUACAUGGCUAAACUAACACUUUUCACUGGACCCAUUUUUUAAGUCUGCUGCAAGUUAGUUCUUAAAUAUGAACAGUAACACUUGAAAAAAUACCCAGGUACACAGCUAGCAGGUCAGAGCUGCCCUGAUGCGAGAAUAAGGAUUGGAGGGUGACAGUCUUAACACAGUUCUAGUCAGACAUCUACAUCUUGCAAAAAAAACCCCACCCUAACUAACUUCGUGUUUCCUGUUACUGGCAGUCUCAGGCAAGAAGUCCAGGAGGUGUGACAGGAGGUGUUGUACAUUCAGCUGUAUUAUUGGGCUAGGAUGGAGAUGGCUUUACUUCUGCCGCAGCAGCACCAAACCCAUUACUCAGCCAUUCCGUGUCUCUUGCUUGUCACGGAGAACCUCAAGUGCAGCGUGAGAAAUGAAUUAUGGCUUAUGCUGGGAGCCUGAAGUGAUGCAGCUAUGAAGGAUGCACGGAAAUGCUCUUGCUGCUCUCUCAGUUCUGCCUACGUGGUUAUUAGCAAAGAUUUAGGUUGCUUUGUUGUGGAGCAGGGAUCCAGAAAAUCUCGUUGAUAGGGCAACAGCAGGGUGACAGGAACAUGCCAAUAGUAUCUAAAUUCCCACCUGUGUACCACACCUGGUGUGCUGGUAGCCAUACCUAACCCACAGCUUGGGAGUCACUGGUUUGAAAAAGUUCAUUAUUAGGAUUCAGCUUAAGUAUGCAGCAGCCACAGUUUGGAGCAUUCUUCAGAGAUCUUUAGGUCAGAGUGCUCUCUGAUAUCUGCCUCUUGUCCAGGAAGAGGCUAAGUGGACCUCUGUUCAAAGCUGAGAUACUUGAAACAGGCAUGGCUUUUAGAUGCGUUUGUCUGGGGGCCACUGGAGGACACAGCUCAGACCAGCAGUCUCGUGGCUGGGCUGGAGCUGUCACUGUGCAUACUGAUACUUCAUUAUGAUGUGCUGGAUAGGAGAGGGUGAGAGACAAUCUGACCUUUUUGUAUUUUCAACUUCAAUAAAAUCCUGUCAGCCUUUUAUGA